AAAACAGUGGAAAAACAAAAUGAAGAACAAGAGGAAAUGUAAAAAUAAAUACCGCCAGAAACAGCCUGAGGAGGAAGUAAAUAAAGUAAAGUCUGUGGGUAAACAUGAACUAAAGGAAGUAGUUAAACCUGAUUCACAUAGCAACAGCAACACUGGCAAAAACAAACAAAAAAAGAAAAAUGAGAAACACCCUGAGGAGGCGAGUAAUGAGAAAGAAACAAAGUGUGUCCCAGUUCAGAAAUGUGUGCCUGAAUCUUCUGCUGAUGGAUCAGAACAGAAAACACGUGAACCUGCAGUGGAGAUUAAAGUGAAUCAGCAGCAGUUCCCCAUGAAAAGACUGAAACCUGAGCAGAGUCUGAAAAGACAGAAGCUGCAGAGGAUGCUGCACAGCGAGGAGACAGAGCCCCACGAGACUCCUGCAGAGCAGGAAGAUAAGCCAGCAGAGGAAGAGGUGAAACAAGACCGCUCUGCCUCCCUCAGGUCCCGGAUGGAGCAGCGGUUGGAGGCCGCUCGUUUCCGCUACAUUAACGAAGUUUUGUACAGCACGUCCAGCGGCGAGGCGAAGCGUAUGUUCAAGCAGGACCCACAGGCUUUCUGGAUCUACCACAAAGGUUACACGGCUCAGGUUCAGAGGUGGCCCGCCAAUCCAGUGGACGCCAUCAUCUCUUAUAUUCAGAAAAAACCUUCCUCUCUCGUGGUUGCCGACUUUGGUUGUGGUGACUGUAAAAUAGCGCGCAGCGUGAAGAACAAAGUUCAUAGCUUUGACCUGGCAGCCACCUGUGAGCUGGUUACGGUCUGUGACAUGGCCCACGUGCCUCUUAAUGACGCCUCUGUGGACCUCGCCGUGUUUUGCCUGUCCCUCAUGGGGACCAAUCUGGCGGACUUUUUAGCAGAGGCCAAUCGAGUGCUAAAAAAGAGAGGAGUCCUUAAAAUAGCAGAAGUGGCAAGCAGAUUCGACAACGUGCGAAACUUCAUCACUGCACUGUCAAGUCUUGGAUUCAAGAUGGUGUCGAAGGACACAGAAAAUAGUCAUUUCUACUCCUUUGAAUUUGCGAAGACGGGAAAGACUCCAGAAAAUCUGAAGAAAGUUGGACUACAGUUGAAGCCUUGUCUUUACAAGAAGAGAUGAAGAUGUAAUAGGAAUUCAUAAACUUCUCUGUGCAUCAGUACAUAACUGGACAAUGCUUCACGGGGUCACAGUUAAUAUACACUUAAAUGUAUCAUAUUUUUUGGUAUAUUUUUGAUUAUUCCUUUUGCAUUUUGUUAUAGAUAUGUGAUUUUUUUUUCAUGUAACAGAGGUCUGUUAGUCUGUAUCAUCAGUAUCAACAUGGACGCACAUUUUCUCAUCACACAAUGCACAGAUCAUUGAUUGUAUUGUUUACUCAAAUACUGUAAAUAAGAAAUGUUUUUACAGUCCUGGAGUAAGUCACUGCGUUGGGUACAAAAUCAAAAAUGAAACUCGAGGCUGCUUGGUGACAGAGUUUUCUAAGAGAACUCUGUAAGUGCUACAAUUGCUGUGGG
Pundamilia nyererei is the source of this 1521-nucleotide messenger RNA. RefSeq names its product ribosomal RNA processing 8 (gene rrp8). Lineage: Eukaryota; Metazoa; Chordata; Actinopteri; Cichliformes; Cichlidae. Gene Ontology annotation, cellular component: rDNA heterochromatin; chromatin silencing complex; nucleolus. Gene Ontology annotation, molecular function: methyltransferase activity. Gene Ontology annotation, biological process: regulation of transcription by glucose; cellular response to glucose starvation; rDNA heterochromatin formation. The coding region runs from base 20 to 1129 and encodes 369 amino acids. The transcript has 5 exons. The record is from RefSeq and is a predicted model, not a curated record.